Gekko japonicus is the source of this 2967-nucleotide messenger RNA. RefSeq names its product zinc finger protein 420-like. Bases 1 to 2967 code for a protein of 988 amino acids. The record is from RefSeq and is a predicted model, not a curated record. NCBI's taxonomy places the organism in Eukaryota, Metazoa, Chordata, Lepidosauria, Squamata, Gekkonidae. The transcript has 9 exons.
AUGAAUGAGGAGGGUGAGGGACUUCAUCAGCAACUGCCAGUUGAAGUCAGGAAUGAAGACAUGAGGCGAAACCUCAGGAAACAAGGCAGACAUAAGAGGCAGAAAGGAAGCCACAUGGACGAGAAGAGGGAUCAACCCGUACCUUGCCAAGGGAGGGAUUCCCAUGAAGUAAUUCACAUGGUGGAGGACAUAUACAAGUGCUUGGAGUGUGCAAUGAGCUUCUCAGAUAAAACCCAAUAUAAUAUCCAUUUGCGAAUGCACAGUGCAAAGGAGAUCCAUCAAUGCUUGGAGUGUAAAAAGAGCUUCCUUUGUAGAGCAGAGCUCCAAAUACAUCAACAAACACAUGCAGGAGAGAAACAGUAUAGGUGCUCAGACUGUGGCAAGAGUUUCUCACAAUCACAGCUUCUUGUGCACCAAAGAAUCCACACAGGGGAGAAACCUUUUGAAUGCUCAGAGUGCGGAACAAGAUUCAGGCGGAGUAGCCAUCUGCAGCAGCAUCUAAGAACCCACACAGGGGAGAAACCUUUUGAGUGCACAGAGUGUGGAAAGAGAUUCAGUUCAAGUGGCAAUCUUCAACAGCAUCUAAGAACCCACAACAGGGAGAAACCUUUUGUAUGCUCAGAGUGUGGAAAGACAUUCCAUCACAGAUGCAGUCUUCAACAGCACCUAAGAACCCACACAGGGGAGAAACCUUUUGAAUGCUCAGACUGUGGAAAGAGAUUCAGUCACAGUUGCAGUCUUCAACAGCAUCUAAGAAUCCACACAGGGGAGAAACCUUUUGAGUGCUCCGAGUGUGGAAAGAGAUUGCGUGACAGUAGCAAUUUUCGACGGCAUCAAAGAACCCACAGAGGUGAGAAACCUUUUCAAUGCUCAGAGUGUGGGAAGAGGUUAAGUCAAAGUGGCCAUCUGCAACAGCAUCUAAGAACCCACACAGGGGAGAAACUUUUUGAAUGCUCAAAGUGUCAAAAGAGAUUCAGACGAAAUUGUGACCUUCAAAGACAUCUAAGAACCCACACAAAUGAGAAACCUUUUGAAUGCUCAGUGUGUAGGAAGAAAUACAGUCAGAGUUGUGACCUUCAGAAGCAUCUAACAACGCACACUGGUGAGAAAUUAUUUGAAUGUCCUGAGUGUGGAAAGAGAUUCAGUAGGAGCCGCAAUCUUGAACAGCAUCAAAGAAUCCAUAGAGAGGAGAAACCUUUUGAAUGCUCUGAAUGUGGAAAGAGAUUCAGUUGGUGUUACCAUCUUCAGCGGCAUCAAGGAACCCAUAGACAGGAGAAACCUUUUGAAUGCUCAGAGUGCGGAAAGAAAUUCAGUCACAGUAGCAAUCUUCUAAAGCAUCAAAGAACCCACACAGGGGAGAAACCUUUUGAAUGCUCAGAAUGUGGAAAGAGAUUCAACCAGAAAGGCCAUCUUCACAAGCAUUUAAGAACUCACACAGGGGAGAAACCUUUUAAGUGCUCAGAGUGUGGAAAGAGAUUCAGUCAGAGUGGCAAUCUUCAACAGCAUCAAAGAACCCACACAGGGGAGAAACCUUUUGAGUGCUCAGAGUGUGGAAAGAGAUUCAGUCAGAGUGGCAAUCUUCUACAGCAUCAAAGAACCCACACAGGGGAGAAACCUUUUGAGUGCUCAGAGUGCGGAAAAAGAUUCAGUCGGAGUGACAGUCUUCAACAACAUCAAAGAACCCACACAGAGGAGAAGCCCCAUAAUUGCUUGCAGUGUGGAAAGAGCUUCCUCUGCGGAGAGGAUCUCAUCACACACCAAAGAAUCCAUAUAGGAGAGAAACUCCGAGUGUGGGGACCAUCAGUGAAGAUGGAAGCUACAUUCUCUGAGGCCGAAGAAGCUCCGUUGGAGAAAGGGCAGAGGGAGCAGGCCCAGAGUGCCCUCUCGUGUGGCAGUGGAGAGACAUCGUCCAGCCAUCGUCUUUGCAAAGGUGUGGAAAUGGCUGCUGCACCUCCAGUUGAGGAAGCCAGGAAUGUAAGCGAGACUACAGUGGAGACAGACAAAGGCCUUGCAUCUGAAGAAAGGCUGGAGAGUUUCUCCGGAGGAUCUCAAAUGAGUAUUUCCUUCCCAGAUGACCCGGCUACGACGGAAGGGAUCGAGGAGACGGUUGAGGAAUUCCGGGAGUGCUCAUUGGAAGGAGACAAGGAAGAAGAGUCUGAAUGUAACUUCCGGGAUCGAGAUGGACCAGAGAGGCAGGAAGGAAACCGUGGAGAGAAGACACAGGGGAAAGCCAUUCCUUGUCAAGGAGAGGAUGUCCGUGAAGUAAUUCACAUGGUGGAGGAGGAAACUCACGAAUGCUUGGAUUGGGGAUUGAAUUCCUCAGAUCAAACUCAAUAUGAUAUUGAUUUGCAAAAGCACCCUGCGAAGAAGGCCCAUAGUUGCUUGCAGUGUGGAAAGAGCUUCCUCUGUGGAGAAGAACUCAUGAAACACCAAAGAAUCCAUAUAGGAGAGAAGCUGUAUUGCUGUCCAGGAUGUGACGAGAGGUUCUCAGAGCAAUCAAAACUUAUCCUACACCAGAGAGAGAGAGACCACCAUUCAGGAGCAGAUCCAUUGAUCUGCUCAGAGAGUGGGAAGAGUUUAUUUGAUGGGAAGGCACAUGAAACACUUUCCACACAGAAAGCAGUUAAGUCCAGGUCACAUCUCCUUUUGCACCAAACAACCCAUGCAGAGGAGAAACCUUUUGAAUGUCCCGAGUGUGGAAAGAGCUUCCUCUGUGGAGAAGAUCUCAUCGCACACCAAAGAAUCCAUAUCGGAGAGAAGCUGUAUUGCCGCCCAGAAUGCGACGAGACGUUCUCAGAGAAAUCAAACCUUAUUCAACACCAGAGAGAGAGUUCCCACCAUUCAGGAGGAGAGCCACUGAUCUGCUCAGAGAGUGGGAAGAAGACCAUCUUCAAGAACAUCAUCAGAGAACCCACACAGGUUACCCAACAGAUGCGAAAGGAGAUGGAAGAGGAGGACCUGGAAUAA